AUGAAGAAGAUUAUCAAAGAGAGGGCGGUUCAGGUCAAUCUGCAGCAUCAUUGGGAGCAAAUGAAUUCUGCUGGGAAGUUCUCAAUGAGGAAAACAUAUCAAAUGCUUAUGGAGGAUAACCAGACUGUGAGCUGGCAUGGGUUGAUGAAAAAGAACUUGGCUCGUCCUAGGGAACGCAUCACCUUGUGGCUGCUCUGUCAUGGGCACCUAUCUACGAAGGAUAGACUCUGCAGAUUUGGUAUAAUAGAUAGUUCUAUGUGCAGUAUGUGUGGACAAGAGGAAGAAACUGCAGAUCAUGUUUUCUUCUCUUGUAUUAAAACUGCUGGGAUUUGGCAAGGGGUUCUUAAUUGGAUAGGAAGCAGUCACAGCCCCCAGCCUUGGAGCAUCGAUCUUCAAAGAUUUUUGGAUAGAACAAAGGGUAAAGGAUGGAGAACUAGAUUGUUUCAAUUAGCUUUGACCGAGACUGUUCAUGAAGUUUGGCUUUAUAGGAAUUCUAUUGUUUUUUGUAAAGAGGAUACUAGUAAAAAUAUCAUAGAUAGUAUAAUAGAUAGAAUAGUUUACAGAGGGUGGAAAAAUAGGAAGAUUGGAUUGCAAUUAGCCAAUCUAAUGCUUUAG
Messenger RNA from Vicia villosa (hairy vetch), 615 nucleotides. RefSeq lists its product as uncharacterized. The transcript has a single exon. The coding region runs from base 1 to 615 and encodes 204 amino acids. The record is from RefSeq and is a predicted model, not a curated record. Lineage: Eukaryota; Viridiplantae; Streptophyta; Magnoliopsida; Fabales; Fabaceae.